Molecule: messenger RNA, 2808 nt
Organism: Sander lucioperca (pikeperch)
Lineage: Eukaryota; Metazoa; Chordata; Actinopteri; Perciformes; Percidae
Product: alpha-parvin
Exons: 13
Coding region: 179-1312 (377 amino acids)
Biological process (GO): cilium assembly; actin cytoskeleton organization; substrate adhesion-dependent cell spreading
Cellular component (GO): actin cytoskeleton; focal adhesion; cytoplasm
Molecular function (GO): actin binding
Source: RefSeq, a predicted model, not a curated record
CUACAGAGGAGGGGCCAUACACUUCAGCCAACCUCAGGAGAAAAUGUCUGGAAUCCGUUUCCGCUUUAGGGAGUGGACGGUGAUUUUUUUUUCUACUUCACUUUCCAACCAACUUUAAUUUCCACGACAACUCAGACAGUUUGUGCUAACUGUAGGGGAUUGAAUUAACGUUACGACGAUGGCUUCUUCGCCUCAGAAGUCCCCGUCUUCUCCGAAAUCUCCGUCGCCCAAAUCUCCGACGCCGAAAUCCCCAUCUUCCAGAAAGAAAGACGACUCUUUCCUGGGAAAACUUGGUGGAACUUUGGCAAGAAGGAAAAAGGCUAAAGAAGUGUCUGAGCUUCAGGAAGAGGGGAUAAAUGCCAUCAACCUUCCUCUCAGCCCUUCCCACUAUGAGCUGGACCCUGAGGACACCAUGCUAGAGGAGAAUGAAGUACGCACCAUGGUGGACCCCAACUCCAAGAAUGACCGCAAACUGCAGGAGCUCAUGAAGGUGUUGAUCGACUGGAUAAAUGAUGUUCUGGUGGGGGAAAGGAUCAUUGUGAAGGAUCUGGCUGAAGAUCUGUAUGAUGGACAGGUCCUACAGAAACUAUUCGAAAAGCUGGAAGGUGAGAAACUGAACGUGGCAGAGGUGACUCAGUCGGAGAUUGCCCAGAAACAGAAGCUGCAGACAGUUUUAGAGCGCAUCAAUGACUCGCUCAAACUCUCCACCAGGAACAUUCGCUGGAAUGUUGACUCGGUUCAUGCUAAGAGUAUAGUUGCCAUCCUGCACCUGCUGGUGGCGCUGUCGCAACACUUCAGAGCACCAAUCAGAUUGCCAGACCACGUUUCUAUUCAAAUAGUGGUCGUUCAGAAAAGAGAGGGCAUUCUUCAGUCCAGACAAAUCCAAGAGGAAAUCACUGGCAACACAGAGGCUUUCUCUGGCAGACAUGAGCGCGACGCUUUCGACACCCUGUUUGACCAUGCUCCAGAUAAACUGAAUGUUGUCAAGAAGACAUUGAUCACAUUUGUGAACAAACACCUCAACAAGCUCAACCUAGAGGUGUCUGAAUUGGACACACAGUUUGCAGACGGUGUUUAUCUGGUAUUGCUGAUGGGGCUGCUGGAGGGAUACUUUGUGCCGCUCUACAACUUUUUCCUCACACCAGAGAAUUUUGACCAAAAGGUCCACAACGUGUCCUUCUCCUUUGAACUAAUGCAGGACGGAGGUCUGGAGAGACCAAAGCCCCGACCAGAGGAUAUAGUGAACUGUGACCUUAAAUCGACACUGCGCGUCCUCUACAACCUCUUCACCAGGUACAGGAACGUAGACUAAGCUGGGGACAAGAGGGAACACUUAAACCAUGGACCACAUGUUAUAGUUCAAUAUGUUUUUCCUUCUUUUUGUUGUAAAAGUCUGUUUUAUUCUGAAGGCAUGUCACAUUUUGUCCCUGUUGGAUAAUGUACCACACACAAAUCUGUAUUUUUUUUUUUUUCUUCAAAUUCCUGCAGAGACAUUUGGCUUGUGUGCCACUACAUUUUUUUGUAUUAAAAAUGUUGCAUUGCUAUACAGUCCUACGGACAUCUAUGAGAUGUUGAAGUUUAGAUAAAGUGGGAAUUUUGGUAUUAAUCAGCCUGGACCCUAUUUUCCCAUGCAUUUGUGUCAAAGUGACUAAUAUAAACAAAAAUCUGAUCAAAAUCGAACCAGGCUGCAAUGUAACCCUUUAGGGCUUGUUUGCUUACCGUCAGUAUCCGUUCACUAAAAGUGCUUCUUUUUGCCUCUGACAGCCUCAGAUUGUUAUUAUAAGCGUCUGACUACAUUACGGAGAGAUUGAGAAGUUGCUGUUAUCAUGCCAAGCUUUCAUGUGUUACUGAUGCCAGGUCAACAUAGUAACUUUAGCUAAUAGGAUUAGCUUACCUCCACUCUGUCUGCAGCUCUUCGCUUUUGGAAAUGCAAAUUUCUUAAGAAAAAUGUGCUUUGGUAUAGGAUUUCUUCUCUUUGGCUAGCAGUAGAUAUCCCGGUCAAACUGGUCACUGCAGACCCGAUGGUUUGCAAGGCCCAGUGUAUGGACCGGAGUGUUAAAAACCAUUUGUAGCUGUAGCACAACUAGCCACAACUUCAGCCUGUCUAUUUCCAAAAGUAACAUCUACGAAAGCUGCGCAAAGUGUAGCUCGACAUUUCGUUGGUACAGUCCGGAAAUGCACAAUGAAAAUAUGAGAUAUGAGAUGACACAAAGCUACGCUGUCUGUACUAACAACAAAUUCCCCAGGAUUUUCUCUCUCCUCACUCGCGUUUUACACUAUACAUGUCCUCCGGCAAGUCACCUUGCAAUUUUUCAGAACGAGACUUCACCAUCUUUCUAAAAUAUAGUCAGACACUUAUAGUACCAACAUCUGAGCCAGUCUGUGGCAAAAACAACCACUUUUAGUAGACCGGAAAUUAAUGGUGCACAUUUGCCCUAUAGGAUUACAUUAUAGCCUGUUUCGCGGCUGCCGGUUACAGUUUUCUCGGUAAUUAAAGGUAAUUAUGCAAUGACUUUUGUCACCCUGCAUUGGUAUCAUGAAGAGGAGAUUUUAGAUGAACAACUCUUGCAUCUUUUAAUUCAGAAAAUGAAAAUGUUUAACUGUAUUUAUUGUUUGUUUUCAUACACUUGUUCUUUCGUACUUUUCCAGCUGUUUUAUUUUCUUCUCUCUACUCUUGUUUAUCAUUCAUAAGUGCCUUUGUUUAAACACCAUCAGCUCCCAAUACUUAAUAUCGUGAUAUAUUAGAAAUAUUGACCAAAGCUCUGUUGUAUUCACACUGUAAAACAUAUAAAGGCUUUACUCAGCAGC